Molecule: messenger RNA, 3638 nt
Organism: Anolis sagrei ordinatus
Lineage: Eukaryota; Metazoa; Chordata; Lepidosauria; Squamata; Anolidae
Gene: ITPRIP
Product: inositol 1,4,5-trisphosphate receptor interacting protein
Cellular component (GO): membrane
Molecular function (GO): protein kinase inhibitor activity
Source: RefSeq, a predicted model, not a curated record
CUCUGGGUCUUGCCACCUUAAGGCCGUCCUGGGACUCAACAGAAAGUUCAGCGCAAGGGGUGUGUUUUCUUUCUUUUCUUUUUUUUAAAGUGGGCUGGAUCUCCAGGAAAUGAGUAAGCUCGAAAGUCGAAUUAGUAAAGCUCGCCUUUUCAGAGGAAACAGGCGUGGAGGAUGCUAGAGGAAAGCAGAAGGCAACGGGGACCCCGCCUUGAGCCGCCUAACCACCCGGACCAACAAAAGCCAGGCAUUUGGGCCAGAAGAAGCUGGGCGCUGUAGGAAAGAUCUUUGCAAUGGCAGCAGGAAUCUUCCGGGUAUGUCUGGUGGUUAUCACAGCUAUUGUCAACCAUCCACUGCUGUUCCCAAAGGACAAUGUGACUGUCCUUGAAAACACAGAUGAAGUCAUUCAGAAGAUGAAAGAGCGGGAAGAGAACCUAAGGAUGGAGCAACUUAAACUGGAGCAGGAGUUUGAAAUGCAGGAAGCAUUGGCAAAGUCUUCAGAACAGGCAACAGAGUCAGAAAAGCCUUAUGAUCAUGAUCCUCUUCCUUGGAACCUUUGGACUGCUUUGUCAAUGGUAGUUUUCCUUCUGAUUGAGUUCUGGAGGCAAGACUAUCAGGAAGCAAACAGACCAGAUUAUGCCAAUGAAGAAGAUGAACUUAAUGUCCUUGGGAAAGCAGUCAAGGGAGCCAUCUUGCCAGACAAGGUCACUUUGGCCAAUUUUUAUGAGAGAUGCCUCCAGACUGUAACCAGUGAUAUUGCCAGGAACCGAGAGCUUGUGGAAGGCUUUGCAGAUGAUCUUUUAGAAGCUUUGAGGAGUGUGUGUAACCGGGAUGCUGACAUGGAAGUGGAGGAAUCCAUAGGGAUUGGGAGCAUGUAUGAAAACUGGAGGGCUCACAAACCUUUAGCAUGUGAUUUCAUUGUGCCCUUUACUCCACCGGCACCAUAUUGUUUCCAGUAUGAGACCUGGUGUUCAGAAGAAACGGUUGCACCUGACAAACAAGGCUGUGGUAUGAUAAAGAUCAGUUGGGCAGAUGAAAAUUCAACAGGCUGCAUAUGUGACAAGACAAAGCUGGGGGAAGACUUGCUAUGCCUCCUUCACAGCAAAAUUAAUCUACUGAAGCAGAAUAAUCAUGUAGAGGAUCUCCUUUGCUACAAAGACACCCGAUACCUUGAUGCUAACCAGGUCAUGGCAUGGUUCCAGGUUGCACUUACCAAGGCUUGGAAUAAAAUUUCCCACAAGUAUGAGUUCAAUCUCACUUUUAAUCACAUGGAUGUACCUGGUGCUCUAAAAAUCAGGUUCAGGUCUGGAAAAACCAUUGUUUUUAACCUUUCCCCUGUGGUGCAGUAUGCUGAUUCUGAUGUCUAUUUCAUAUCCCAGUUCCAAAGCGAUAACAUAGAGGAACCCACUAGUAGCAUUCACUGGUUCCUCACAUUUGCAGUAUGUGAGAAGAGAUACAUUCAGUUUGUUUCUAAAACUCUGCCUGCCAAUUCUUGCCAUCUUAGCUGUCUCCAGAUUCUCUCCUUCCUUCAUGGAAAACAGUGCAGUCUGACAGGACCAAGUGGCCUUACAAACUAUCACUUGAAAACGGUCAUGCUGCAUUUACUACAGAUCCAUCCCAGAAUGAACUGGGCCUCUGAAUUCCUGAAUGACAGACUACAAGACAUGCUCAAAUAUUUGGACAAAAGCCUGCAAGAAAAGAGGCUUUACCACUUUUUCAUUGGAAAUAAAAAUUUACCAGAGGAGUUGGGUAUCCCUGUGGGACUCCAAAGGCCAGAACCUCUGAACCUCUUCCGUCCCUUUGUCCUGCAGCGAACUGUUUAUAGAAAAACGAUGGACACAUUUCAUGAGAUGCUGAAGAACACAGCAGCUUUAAUAAAUGAGUAUACUAUGCAUGUUCCCAAUGGACGGGGAAUUGCACUAAAUAAGGAUCUUCUGUAACUAUAUAUGUGAAAGCUACUGUUGGGGCAGAGAUUUCCACAGGGGACAAAUAUAUGCAUGCUUUGAGCUUUACAAAAGAGACCAAAGAUUUGAUAGAAGGGAUACACUUCUCUCAUUUUCUCCCAGUGUGGCUGCCUGGUAUUUAUGCAGCUUUUAAUGUUUCUAAUUACUGUAGAUAAUUUUGUUGUAAAUAAUAUAAGCAAGAAAGAAGAGUGUAAUUUAUAAAUAUAUUUGUAUUUGAAUUUGUAAUUUGAAAUGCCUGUCUUUCGUUUUGAUUUAAGUGCAAAGCGUGACAAUUCUGCAGUAAAGAACACCAGUCUAUUUUGCAUUAGCUUUGAAUGUAAUUAACAAGCUUUUCAUAAUGUUUUUUGAAUCAAUUUACAAAGUACAGGGGUGAAUAUCUCAUUUCAUCAAUCUUCAAACCGUUGUUUCCCAUAAGGGCUGUGAGCCCUUUUGUGUGUGUGUGUGUGUGUGUGUAUCCAUUAUGAAAUGCUUAUUAAUUAUAUCCCAAGCUAAUGUAAGAAUAGAUUUCAAAAAUGCCAGUUCAGCGAAACUUCUACACUUGACUCACUAUCGCAACCUGAACAGAUCUACUUAGAAGUAUGUCCCGUUGAUUUCAGUUGCACUUAACCCCAAGAAAGUGGGUUAAACGUUUCCAAAUGUUUCCUAUCUUUCCUUCACUUUCUGCCUCCAAAAGAGAAGAGGAAAGGGCAGGGAGGGGCUCCCCAUGCCUGAUCUAAAUACAACAAAGUGAUCCUUUUGAUAGGAUUUUGAUCAGAUCUAUUAAGAUUCUUAUGCCUCUACAUUUCAUAAAACCUUUCAAGAAAGCUAACCAAUUCAAAAUAUAUGUAUUUUUAAAUAUUCUGAGUAUUUGAUUUAAAAAGUGUAAGUAUAGAAUUUUGAAGAAAAAAGUAAUGUAUCAAUUCCAACCCCACUUGGUAGGUUGGCUAAUUACACAUCUCACUGGAAACAACUUACUCACAUACUUCUAGUCCAUCAUGUGUCUCCAAUAUCUCUACUAUAUAUAAGUAUUUUUUUCACUCUGUUAAAAAAAAGCAUGUCUGCUUGUUAUCUGAUACGCCUGUGUAAGUGUCUUCAGGUUCCCUGUUGGCUUAUGACAACCCUAUUAAUUUCAUAGAGGUUUCUUAGUGUUUUUUGCCAGUUCCUUCCUCAAAUGUAACCAACACUGCCUGAUAUUCAUUGGCGGUUUCCUACCUGUGUACUUACUCUCUUUAGCUUCUAAGAUCAGAGAGGAUCUGGUGCCUUUAAGGAGAAUGUUGAGCAAGCUUGAUCUCCUGCAGAAAGUAGUGCCGAAAUCUUGUCAGAUCAGAUGUAGCGUGGUCCUUUUGAGCCACACCAAAUACGUAAAUCUGUCAUUAGAGAAAAUGUUUAUUUUAUCAUGUAAGAAUCUUACGGAGAAGGUGGAAGAAACAGUUAAAACCUUUCUCUGCUUGUUUUAAACUCUAAGGCUCUGGAAAAUUGGUAUCACAAAAAUGUCUGGAAGUCCAAAGAGGCUAUAAAAAUGGUGUGAGACACCUCACUGGAAUACCUUUCUCCUUCUAGCAUUCUUUUUUGUAGGCAGCUUUUGCACAUUAAAAAUUUAAUGUAUCUUCCACUCAUGUCAACGUUGCUAUAUAAUUGACUUCUUGUAAAAUACUGGCUCCAGUCAAUAGGCCUAUUAAACAACCCAUUGCGACUUCA